AUGUCUUAUUUUGCUAAUUUCAACAACGAAGCUGGUAAAACUAUUCUUGGUGACAUCAUAAAAACGUGCAAUCAUCCCGAUAACUCGAAGCGGUUGUCUGAAGCAAAGGCAGCGGCUGGAAAAGAAAUGUUGCAAAUGAUGCACUUGGUAUUUCCACAAGUGAUGCAAAUUCAAAUGGACAUAAUCAAAAACUAUGGAUUCCCCGGCAAUCGCGAAGGUUUGAUACAAUUUGAACAGUUGAUUCGAGACUUGGAAAAGGAUGACGCCGAAAUAAGUCGACUUCGAGCUCAAAUUCGUGCGAUAUACCUGCCACCGAUUAGCAUAAGUGCGGCGAAAGAUGUUUUGAUAUGA
Messenger RNA from Sitodiplosis mosellana (orange wheat blossom midge), 351 nucleotides. RefSeq names its product protein C10. Gene Ontology annotation, biological process: post-embryonic development. Lineage: Eukaryota; Metazoa; Arthropoda; Insecta; Diptera; Cecidomyiidae. The transcript has a single exon. Bases 1 to 351 code for a protein of 116 amino acids. The record is from RefSeq and is a predicted model, not a curated record.